Messenger RNA from Poecile atricapillus (Black-capped chickadee), 7548 nucleotides. RefSeq names its product DENN domain-containing protein 5B-like. The coding region runs from base 40 to 4281 and encodes 1413 amino acids. The transcript is spliced from 24 exons. Gene Ontology annotation, molecular function: guanyl-nucleotide exchange factor activity; small GTPase binding. NCBI's taxonomy places the organism in Eukaryota, Metazoa, Chordata, Aves, Passeriformes, Paridae. The record is from RefSeq and is a predicted model, not a curated record.
CGCAGGGCCGCGGGGCGGGGGCGGCCGUGCAGGGUUUAAAUGCCCCGCGGGGGCGGCGCGGCGCUGCCGUCCCCGCCCCGCUCAGCUGACAGCGGGGCCGCCCGCCGGAGCCGCCGCUCGGUGCCCGCCUGCGCGGCCCCGCCGGGGCUGGGGGCGGCGCGCCGUGAGCCGCCCGCGGGCGCGCCCGAGCCGCACCGAGCCGCCGCCGGCAUGAGCGGGAGCGGCAACCCCGGGCCCGGCGCGGCGCCCUGCCGCUUCGCCCACUACUUCGUGCUGUGCGGCAUCGACGCGGAGAGCGGGCUGGAGCCCGACGAGCUGGCAGUCUUGUACCAAUAUCUGCAAGCAGAUCUCCAUGGCAAGAGCUCAGACACUGCAGACAAAACCUCAGGAGAGAAUUUCGACCAGAGUCCCCUAAGAAGAACCUUCAAGUCCAAAGUUUUGGCUCAUUAUCCUCAGAACAUCGAGUGGAACCCCUUUGACCAGGAUGCUGUCAACAUGCUGUGUAUGCCCAAGGGGCUGUCUUUCAGGACGCAGGCGGACAACAGAGACCCGCAGCUGCACUCGUUCAUCAUCACCAGGGAGGAUGGCUCCCGCACGUACGGCUUUGUGCUCACCUUCUACGAGGAGGUCACGAGCAAGCAGAUCUGCACAGCCAUGCAGACGCUGUACCAGAUGCACAAUGCAGAGCAGUACAGCAGUGUCUGUGCCUCCUCCUCCUGCAGCAUGGACUCCCUGGCCAGCAGCAUCGAUGAGGGCGACGCCACGUCCCUCGCCAAGCUCCAGCGCUACAACUCAUACGACAUCAGCAGGGACACGCUCUACGUCUCCAAGUGCAUCUGCCUCAUCACCCCUCUGCCCUUCAUGCAAGCCUGCAAGAAGUUCCUGAUCCAGCUCUACAAGGCAGUGACCUCCCAGCAGCCACCACCUCUUCCCCUGGAGAGCUACAUCCACAACAUCCUCUACGAGGUGCCCCUGCCACCCCCGGGGAGGUCACUCAAGUUUUACGGGGUUUAUGAGCCCAUCAUUUGCCAGAGACCUGGGCCCAAUGAGCUGCCACUCUCUGACUACCCUCUGAGGGAGGUCUUUGAGCUGCUGGGCCUGGAGAACCUGGUCCAGGUCUUCACUUGCGUUCUUCUGGAGAUGCAGAUCCUCCUGUACUCACAAGAUUAUCAGCGCCUGAUGACGGUGGCAGAGGGAAUCACAACACUGCUGUUUCCAUUUCAAUGGCAGCAUGUGUAUGUCCCCAUCCUUCCUGCCUCUCUUCUGCAUUUUCUGGAUGCUCCUGUUCCCUACCUGAUGGGGCUGCAGUCUAAGGAGGGAACCGACCGCUCCAAGCUGGAGCUGCCUCAGGAGGCAAACUUGUGCUUUGUCGACAUCGAUAACCACUUCAUCGAACUGCCAGAGGAAUUCCCGCAGUUCCCCAACAAGCUGGAGUUUAUCCAGGAAAUCUCCGAGGUUCUCCUGCAGUUUGGGAUCCCUCCAGAAGGCAACCUGCAUUGCAGUGACAGCGCCACCAAGCUCAAGAACUUGGUUCUUAGUGACCUGGUGAACGACAAGAAGAACGGGAACAUCCCCAGCAAUGCCCUCAACAUGUACGAGCUGCUGAAAGGCAACGAGACGAUCGCCCGCCUGCAGGCCCUGGCCAAGAGAACGGGCGUGACCAUGGAGAAGAUGACCAUCACCACCCCCCUCACAGAGGAGAAGGAUGGGAAGUUGUCAUGUGAGGAACUGGAGCUGAGGGACUACAAACUGAACGUGCAGCUACGCGAGGUUUUUGCCAACCGCUUCACGCAGAUGUUCGCAGACUACGAGGCUUUCGUCAUCCAGGCUGCCCCUGACAUGGAGUCGUGGCUGACAAACAGGGAACAAAUGCAAAACUUUGACAAAGCUUCCUUCCUUUCGGACCAACCCGAGCCUUACCUCCCAUUCCUUUCACACUUCAUUGAAACACAGAUGUUUGCAACCUUCAUAGACAAUAAGAUAAUGUCCCAAUGGGAAGAGAAGGACCCUUUUCUACGAGUUUUUGACUCCCGAAUUGAGAAAAUAAGGCUAUACAAUGUCAGGGCCCCUGCACUGCGGACAUCCAACUACCAGAAAUGCAGCACUUUGAAAGAAGCAGGUCAGCUGUCUAUUCAGCGUCUAGUUUUGGCAGAUAUUGUGGCACCAGAACCUCAUUUUCUGUCCUGUGAAAAGCAGCAGACUGAUACCCAGUCCAUCGAGCAGCGGCUGAUGAAGAUUGACCACACGGCCAUCCACCCUCACCUGCUCGAUAUGAAGAUUGGCCAAGGGAAAUACGAACAAGGAUUUUUCCCAAAGCUGCAGUCGGAUGUCUUGGCAACGGGACCCACCAAUAACAACCGCUGGGCCAGCCGCAGCACCACCACGCAGCGGAGGAAGGACCGCCUGCGGCAGCACUCGGAGCACAUCGGCCUGGACAACGACAUGAGGGAGCCAUCGGAGGAGCUUUUGCUUCAUCAGAACUCAAUGGCCUUCUGGGAGUGGGAUCAGGGACCACCCCCUCCUGCACGGCCUCCUAAAAAGUCCUUCUCUGAAUGCUGCCUGAAAUACAUGCAGGAGGCAAGGAGUUUGGGUAAAAAUUUAAGGCAGCCCAAACUGUCAGACCUCUCUCCAGCUGUGAUUGCACAGACCAACUGGAAAUUUGUGGAAGGGUUGCUGAAGGAAUGUCGCAUGAAGACUAAACGCAUGUUGGUAGAGAAAAUGGGCCAUGAAGCAGUUGAGCUGGGACAUGGAGAAGCCAACAUAACAGGUCUGGAGGAAAAUACACUGAUUGCCAGUCUCUGUGAUCUUCUAGAAAGAAUCUGGAGCCAUGGUCUGCAGGUCAAGCAGGGGAAAUCUGCACUGUGGUCCCAUUUACUUCAGUACCAGGAGAGAGAAGAGAAGCAAGAGCACAGUGCAGAGUCUCCAGUUGGUGGUGGAACAGAAAGACGAAAGUCUGAUACAGGAAUUACUCUGCCUACAUUGAGGGUUUCCCUGAUACAAGAUAUGAGGCACAUUCAGAACAUGAGUGAGAUAAAGACUGAUGUGGGGCGAGCCCGAGCUUGGAUAAGACUUUCCCUGGAGAAGAAGCUUUUGUCUCAGCACCUGAAGCAGCUGCUUUCCAACCAGGCACUUGCAAAGAAACUUUACAAGCGUUACGCUUUCCUGCGCUGUGAAGAAGAACGGGAACAGUUUCUGUAUCACCUGCUCUCACUCAAUGCUGUGGAUUACUUCUGCUUCACAAGCGUCUUCACUACAAUCAUGAUCCCUUACAGGUCAGUGAUAAUUCCCAUCAAAAAGCUAAGCAAUGCAAUAACCACAUCAAACCCGUGGAUAUGUGUGUCAGGAGAACUGGGAGAUAGUGGUGUCAUGCAGAUUCCUAAAAACCACCUAGAAAUGACGUUUGAGUGCCAGAACUUGGGGAAGCUGACGACGGUUCAGAUUGGUCAUGACAACUCAGGGCUACUGGCCAAGUGGCUGGUUGAUUGUGUCAUGGUCAGGAAUGAAAUAACAGGACACACGUACAAGUUCCCCUGUGGACGGUGGCUGGGAAAAGGCGUCGAUGAUGGCAGUCUGGAGCGGAUCCUCAUUGGAGAGCUGGUGUCCUCCACGUCUGACGAAGAGCUGGGAAAGCAGUGCCGCACCCCGCCCCAGCAGAAAUCCCCCACUGUGACUCGGCGGCUGAGCAUCACUUCCCUCACAGGGAGGAACACCAAGCCUAAUGCGGGGCAGAUCCAAGAGGGAAUCGGGGAAGCCGUGAACAAUAUUGUGAAACACUUCCACAAGCCAGAGAAAGAGAGAGGGAGCCUUACCAUUCUGUUGUGUGGAGAAAAUGGUCUGGUUGCAGCACUGGAGCAGGUCUUCCACCAUGGAUUCAAAUCAGCUCGCAUUUUUCAUAAGAAUGUCUUCAUCUGGGAUUUCAUAGAGAAAGCUGUUGCUUAUUUUGAAACCAGUGAUCAGAUUGGAGACAAUGAGGAGGCCCUUUUGCUUCAGAGAUCUUCAUGCAAAACCUUCUGUCAUUAUGUCAAUGCCAUCAAUACAGCUCCAAGGAACAUUGGAAAGGAUGGCAAAUUCCAAAUCCUGGUUUGCCUGGGGACAAGGGACCACUUUCUGUCUCAGUGGAUCCCACUGCUGGCGGAGUGCCCGCCCAUCACGAGGAUGUACGAGGAGAACGCUCUCCUCCGGGACCGCAUGACUGUCAACUCCCUUAUCCGAGUCCUACAGACAUUGCAAGAUUUCAACAUCAUCCUAGAAGGAUCGCUCAUUAAAGGAGUGGAUGUUUAGCAUGGCUCUGCUGAGAACUUCAUUACUCCUUUCCCAAACAAGCAAACCGCAAUUGGAGACCUGUCAGGACUUGAAUGCCAUGGUAGUGCACCACUGUAAGACCAAGCUGCUGGUGGAAGCAGGAUUGGGAAGCCCAGUUUGUGCCCGAUGGGGACUGCCCUCUAAAGCUGCACAAAGCUAAGAUGCAGUAUUGUAGUUUAUUUGAAACAGAAAUUUAGUACAAAAAAAUAGAGUAUUUUCAUGUGUUAGGUGUGUGUAAAUAUGCUAUCUUCUUUAAGAAAUUAUAUUACUCUAAGAAAUUUUUCUUAGACUGAAUGUUCUUGUUCUGACUAUGAGUAGCUUAAACCCAGGGGAAGGACUUGGGGGAGGGAGGGAAGGACCAAGAUGGGAAGGGAUGCCGCUACUUGUUUGCGAGGAAGAAGCCAAUCAACGUGUAAAUACAGGUGCAAACUCAGCAGGGCCUUUUUCAGGUAUUGCAAAUUAAUACAGCAAAUACCCUUAUGUGUAGCCAUUGUGAUCGUGUCACUCUUGGAAAUGCUGUAAGCAUAUGCUGGUUUACCCUACUGUACAUGGUCUCUCUUGGUUUGUUGUUUGUUCAAAGACUCGCCUUCUCAUUCCUGGAAGGAGCGAGUCGUCAUUUUUUUUUUCUGUAAGGUCUUUUGUGUCACUCCUGUUGAUCUCCAGAAGGGGAAACAAGUGUUGGAAUGCUUAUCACUGGAGAGAGGGACUGCUGUCAGCCUCAGAGCCUGAGAGGAUGAGACGCCUAUUGAAGCCUUGCUGCUGCAGCCUGAGAUGGGGAACAGUGGCUUGUUUGGCUCGCUCAGUGUGUCCCUUGCCUGUCUGGAUGUUCUCAUGAUUCACUCUCAGCCAGUUUGUGUUGUGGAUGACCUCUUUUUUUUUCUUCCCCCAUGAUGAGGAAUUUGGUUUAUACCAAAUUCUUGCUGUACUUGAGAAGAACCAUUGCUGUAGAGCCACAAACACUGCUAUUGCUGUGCUACCAAACUGUAUCAGCUGGCUUUGAAAUGCUGACAGGUUAUGAGUCUUCCUUUUUUCUGCAGAAUCAGUGUUCCUAGGGGAGUACAGGAUCUUGGAUGACUUUUUGUUUUCUUUAAUUAUCCAGCUACAAAAAUAAAAGGAAUUAAGCAAAAGGGGGAAAAAAUUUCUCUCACGGUAUUUUGAGGCUUCUUUCCCUACACUCUUUCCAGUUAAUGUGUUACUAAUACAGUGCAUAUACAGAGAUACAGCUCUUGAUCAGGAACUGGGAGCAACUGUAUGAUACAAAUUGAAUAAGAGAUUAUAUCAAAAUCACCUUGUGAGUACCAUGCAGCAGAUACAGAGUGUAUUUCCCAUCCUUGUGAAUGGGAGUUGGAAAGGUCUGCGGACACAGCUUCACCUGGUUUUAAUUUUUGGAAGUUAGUUUAAGUAUAGGUUUUUGUUUUCACUCCUUCAUUCCCUACAAUCUUGGGCAUUAGGUCAGUGGCAUCUUUGGAUGUCUCACUGUCAGCUGAGGCUUGGGAAAUGCCCCUGACUGGUACUGUGUGUUGUCUUGCUCUGUGUUCUCAAGUGGCAUUAGGAAGGGCUUGGCAGUGGUGGACAGUGGCAGGUCUUGGCAUAGUGUGCACAUGGUGGAAAGAGGGAUGGGAGAUAAGGAGAAGGAGAGAGGAUGAAAAUUAGGGUUUGCUUCCUCAUCUGCCUUCUGUCAAUCUAUUCUACUUUUCUGUAGUCCUUCUGCUGCCUGAUUCUUAGAACAGCACUCACUUCAGUGUCUAAGUUUCACCUCGGACUCCCAAGCAGAAGAAAACUUUUUGUGUAACUUUGUUUCAUUGGAGAGUUUUACCUUAUAGAAGUCAUUUUGUUUCUAAGAAAGAAAUAAAAUAACACUGUCAAGGACCCUUCCAUUUUAAUGAGGGUUCCAGCUUUCAAUAAUCGCUCAUUCCUCCUGAGCUUGUGCUUCCUUAAACUGACUGAAUUCAUCCCAAGUACUGCAGGCAGCACUGCCAUGUCACUGCUGUGGGUGUGAGUAACUAAUGUAAAGGCUGUGAAUGGUGUCUCGAGUUAGUAGCCAGAGCCCACAGCUGUGUGACAUCUCUCUUACAUUUCCAGAAAUGUGAAAUUUGGGGUGUUAGGAUUUUCUGUGUGGCCAGGCAUGUCUGCCUAAAGUCAGCAGAUGAUGCAUGACAACCCUUCAGCAGCAAUUGAAAUUGAGUCCCUGUACUUAACUCUAUCAAUGAAUUAUACAUUUAGCACCAGAAACCAUGUGGCAGCAUUAUUUGGUAAUGACUGCUUAGGAUGUUUUGAUUUCUGUGACAACUCAGGCCUUUCAUGUCUAAUAACUGCUAUACAGGAUUUUUUCAUGCGCAACCCAGUCUAAGUGACUUUCAUUAUAUAUAUAACCACCUCUUUAGUCCUUGGAUUUCUUCACAGCAUCAUCUGCAUUUGUGUGCUGGAUGCUUCCCAAAGUACACUGCUGCAGACUUCUCUAAAGGCUACGUAUGACUGGAGCAUUCAUCUGACAUGACAAGGGUUAAGUGCAAGCAGGAUAAAGGAGAAAUGUAGGCACCUCUAAAGGUCAUUCAUUUAAAUGAAUAAACCACACAGAGAGAAAAAAGGCAAUAACUACAUUAAGUCUGUCUUAAGUUAAAAGAAGUCAAAACCUGAGGAUUUUUAAGAUUCAAAUCAGGGCCUUUCCCCAUUUCAGACUACAUUAAGAAACCUUUAGCACUUAACUUCACCGCAGCUUUUUCAGCAAGUGUUGACUUGUGUGGUUUUGUCAGGUUUCACAUGAUGUUAAUAAUAAUACAAUAAAAAUUAUGUUUCCUUGUAGGCAAUAAACCAUCCCAAGAUAUGUUGAAAGGGGCACAGCUGAAUGCCUUGGAUGCCUAGAGUAGUUAUUUAACAACCUUGGGAAAACAGUUCUUCAUUGUGAAUUUUUAUUCUACCAUGUAUGAUUUUUAUUUUUUUUUAGUGGACUACUUUUGUUGAUUGGAAACUGUGAGGUUUUUUUUUUUCUGUGAGGUUUACAGAAAUCAUUCUACCUACUAGAAUGGUGAGAAACCCAUCAGGAUUCUUCUAAGCUAACACAGUUUUUACUUCAGUGUUAAAGCACCUUCUUUGGUUGAGAAAGGGAAUCUUGGAAAAGACCAAAGCUCUCUGGUAUCUGCUUUUUAAAAAAAAAAAAACAAAAAAAUUCUUAACCAAUGCCCAUGUGCAGAUGUCUGAUUUUGCAUAGUCCAGUUGUACUAACAGCCAGCAUGGUAACUUAAGGGA